AUGCCGUCGAAUCAGGAGAAGAACGAAUAUGAAGAGUUGCCCAUGGUAUGUGGUUUGGAUGCUAAUAUUGGUUCUCGCGGCUGUUGCUGGUGGGGCCGAGGAAUGCUCCAGAUGACGUAUCAGUGCAACUAUGGAGAUUUUCAAGAAAACUGGGGAGCGUACUAUCAAGUGCCUGAUCGCGAAGACAUUGACAUUUGCUCCAAUCCUGGUCAAGUUUGCAGUGAACAGUUCCCCGAAAUGAAGUACCUGACCGGAUUGUUCACGUGGGUCAAGAAUGUCGUUCACAAUCCGUCGUUCGACUUCAUUCAAGAGCUCAAACAAUGGGUUGAUUCAGGUUUAGACACGAGUCCGGGCGGCUUCAUUGACAGAGUGGGAGGUGCACUUGUCAACGGUGACCCAAACCAGCCGCCUCCCAAUGCUGAAGAACGCCGACUGUUCACCAAGGCCGCUAUCGAAGCGCUUAUGCCAAUCCAACCCCAUGGGGUUGAACUAUACUUCCACUAUGGAGAUGUUGCCAAGUGCAAGCCCGCGGUACAGUCAUCGAUCUUCAACUCUACUAGUACAAGCAACCACACAGCAGGAGCAGCGCUGAAAGGCGACCGCAACGCAACCAGGAUUGCGGAGACUGACUGUGAUCCGAAUCCUUUCUGGCAGGUGGAUUUAGGCCAGCCCUAUCAGAUCCUAUCAGUGCAUGUUGUGUGGUAUGAGCACUACCACUACGAGAUGAUGGAUCUUCCCGAGUACAACGAGACCGCUGACCCUGUCGUCACGAAGACGAAUGUCGAUCUUCAAAUCGAUUUGCUGGACGAGGAUGGCAACAAUGUUGCCGAUCCCUCACGCUCACAAUUCAAGCAUAACUUACAAGAGGACGGCAAGAUUGAAUCGGUGUGGACAGUACAGGUGGAGAUUCCACCGACCUCAAGGCAAGCCAACGUGCGCGUCUCGAUCCACAUCAGCUGGCGGCGAUUGCAACUUUCUCAGUCUAGCACAAGUUACUCGUGA
This is a messenger RNA of Seminavis robusta, 1002 nucleotides long. Lineage: Eukaryota; Bacillariophyta; Bacillariophyceae; Naviculales; Naviculaceae. The record is from the annotation of a GenBank genome assembly.